ACUGGGCAGUUAUUUUUCUUUAUUACUUUUAUUCAAAUUAUUAGUGGAAUAUUAGAGUUCAUGGAAAGGCAGCUAAUGAAAGAGAAUCUGAACACAUUCUAUGGCUUUUGCUGAAUAAAUGCUAUUAAUUGUGUCAGAAUAAUAAAAACCACACUACUGGUAUGUGGAACUGAUACAGUUGUGUUCUUUGUUCUGUGUGUCAGCACAUGCAGUCAGAAAGAUGCAACUUCACUUUCUACAAUACAACAGUGGACGAAGUGCUUAAGAUGUUCAGCUCUGUUCCAGUUGUACAAUCCAGUCCAGACCGCUGCAGGACUUGUGCUGUGGUGGGAAAUUCUGGUAAUCUGAAAGGAUCACACUAUGGACCUCUGAUAGAUUUUCAUGAUAUUGUAAUAAGAAUGAACCGUGCCCCGAUCAAAGGCUAUGAAAAAGAUGUUGGGACUAAAACAACUUAUCAUGCGAUGUAUCCAGAGAGCGCUAUUUCGCUGGACAACUCCACUCGUCUUGUGUUUUUUCCAUUCAAAAUAAAUGAUUUUCUGUGGCUUCUCAAGAGGUUUAGUUCAGGGGAUAAAAAUCCUGGGAAGUCACAGAUAGCUAACAAGGAUCUGGUAAUGAUACUGAAUCCAGCUUUCAUGAAAUAUGUUCAUAAAAGAUGGCUGGGAAAUAAGGGCAGAUAUCCAUCCACUGGCUUUCUGACAGUGGCUCUCAGCAUGUAUAUUUGUGAUGAGGUCAGCGUUUUUGGAUUUGGAGCAGACAGAGAUGGAAACUGGAACCAUUACUUUGAAAUACUCAAAAACAAAAGACUGAGAACUGGACCUCAUGCUGGAACACAUGAAUAUGAAUUUAUUCAGCAACUCCACAAAAUGCAGAAAAUCAGGUUUUUUAAAGGAUGGUAAUUUUUGUUUCUCUUUUUCUGUUUGGGUUUUGUUCUAUGUCAACAGAUUAUCAGACAAUGGACCCCUGGGCACAAGAUAAAAGGUCCCUAUGUCUUCUACACUUCUAGGAGCAACACACAGACUGAGAAAC
Messenger RNA from Monopterus albus (swamp eel), 1026 nucleotides. RefSeq names its product CMP-N-acetylneuraminate-beta-galactosamide-alpha-2,3-sialyltransferase 2-like. The record is from RefSeq and is a predicted model, not a curated record. NCBI's taxonomy places the organism in Eukaryota, Metazoa, Chordata, Actinopteri, Synbranchiformes, Synbranchidae. The transcript is spliced from 5 exons. Gene Ontology annotation, biological process: sialylation. Gene Ontology annotation, cellular component: membrane. Gene Ontology annotation, molecular function: beta-galactoside (CMP) alpha-2,3-sialyltransferase activity. The coding region runs from base 207 to 896 and encodes 229 amino acids.